This is a messenger RNA of Vanessa atalanta (red admiral), 1303 nucleotides long. RefSeq lists its product as uncharacterized. The coding region runs from base 476 to 1162 and encodes 228 amino acids. NCBI's taxonomy places the organism in Eukaryota, Metazoa, Arthropoda, Insecta, Lepidoptera, Nymphalidae. Gene Ontology annotation, biological process: NADH dehydrogenase complex assembly. The record is from RefSeq and is a predicted model, not a curated record. The transcript is spliced from 3 exons.
GUAUUCAAAGAGCAUAAAACCACUACGUUAUAUUCAUAUCGUAUAAGUUUACCAUUAGUGUAAUGCGUAUUUCUUCGAAAAUGAUUGUUGUCUGUUUAUGUAAUUACUUUUUAAUUGUAAAGAAAAAAAUCUAUUACUUGUGAAAUCGUAAUACUAGUACCAAGAUAUAAAAAUAUGUUUUGCAGCAAUUUAUUAAACAAUAUAUAAUGUAGAACUAUGCCAUUCCUCAACUCGUAUUUUUACAAUUACUACUAACUACGUACAUACUUCACACUAUUGCUGAGUGGCGGCUUCAGGCUAACUAAUAGUCUAAUACUAACAAACCACUGUCUUCAUACGACUGAAAUCUAUUCGUAUUACUAGCAUCAUUUUUAAGUUCGACGGCUCUAUAUAUUUUUAUUUAACAUAACGAUAAUAGGUUCCACAAUCAAGCAUACAUUUGUUUGGUUCAGUUCUGGACAUCCGCGAGUCGUAAAUGCAACGAAAACCUUGUUACACUUUAUUAAAAUUACUUCUAUUCUUAAACGUAGCUAAUAAAAUAAUGUCAGUGCCUAAUAUUCCUGUAGAAGACACGAAUGUUUUGCUAAAUUCCAACCUAGACCAAUGCAGUAUUUCGGGUACAGAUGAAAAGUACUUAUUUGAUUUUACAAAAACAGACGAUGUCGAUGGUUGGCAGGAACAAUCUGAUACUGUUCGCAGUGUUGGAAUGUCGAAAGCAGUAUUCGUGAUACUUAAGAAUUCUGAAUUUAGAAGAGCGAUAUUUUUUGCCUUACUUAAUCCUCAGCCAAACGGCGCAGGAUUUGCUGGUAUACGAGCUCUUGGCUCAUAUGACCUAUCCGGACUUACAAAAUUAAGCCUCCUUUGUAGAGGACAAGGUCAAUUCAGUGGAUUUAAAGUAGUUUUGAGACAUAAAGGACUGAAUAAUGAGCCCAAUUUUUCGUUCGAACAAUAUUUUCAGGCUCCCAAAGACGAAUUUGCUGUACGUACGUUACCAUUCUCGGAAUUCAAAGCUUAUUACAGAGGGAAACGUGUUAAUAACAACGAGACCUUGGAUUUAUCACAAGUGACCAGUAUUGGUAUUCAGAUGUACGGUGGAGUUUAUCAAACGGUCAAACAAAAAGGACCAGCAACUUUAGAAAUCGAUUGGAUAAAAGCUGAAUAAACUUAUACAUUUGAAAAUAAUAAUAGAUAAAGAACUCGUUAUUUAGUGUUGCAAAAUAAUUAAUGUAAUAAUAAAACUAUAUAGUUCAAAAGCUGAUUGUUUGUUUUAGCAAAAUAAAAAUUUAACGCUGCAUGCAUUUAA